AUGAAUCGCCUGCCCGACAAGCUGCUCUUUUCCAAGCAGCGCCUGAGACCGCGGGUUGUGCUUUCAUACAUCGCGGACUAUGUUAUACUCGUUGUCUGUAUUGCUGGGUUCUAUGCUCUCGACUCCAUUGAACCCUACCACCAACAUUUCUCGCUACGAAAUAUCUCCAUCCAGUAUCCAUAUGCCGUUCACGAGCGUAUCACGAUACAGGAAGCUCUUUGUAUCUCUGGAGUGGCGCCUUUAGUCAUCAUUGCCGUCUAUACCCUUCUUAUAGAUGGUCUCUUCUCCCACAACAAACCACAGGAUCCAGUAUCCGGCAAACGGAAAUUCUCAGGCCCGUAUCGGUGGAAGGAUCGACUAUGGGAGUUUAACUGUGGGAUACUGGGGCUCCUGCUCUCUCAGGGGCUGACGUUCGUCAUCACGCAAGCAUUGAAGAACGCCUGUGGCAAGCCUCGGCCCGAUUUUAUUGAUCGAUGCCAGCCACGCGCAGGAAGCCAGGAUGCAAUCCCAGGCUUGUCUAACUCUACCAUCUGCACGGGCGAACAUGCGCUCAUCAAAGACGGCUUCCGUUCAUGGCCAUCAGGCCACAGUAGCUCGUCGUUUGCUGGUUUGUUCUACCUGACGCUCUGGAUGAGUGGCAAACUGCAUAUAAUGGACAACAAAGGUGAGGUCUGGAAAGCACUCUUGGUCAUGAUACCGAGCCUGGGUGCUACUCUUGUUGCGGUGAGUCGGAUUAUGGAUGCGAGACACCACCCCUUCGACGUCAUCACUGGAUCGCUUCUUGGGAUCCUCUGCGCCGUUAUCUCCUAUCAUCAGUAUUUCCCACCUCUUUCACAGCCCUGGAAGAAAGGUCGCGCGCAUCCGAUCCGCAGCUGGGGGACCGAGCCGCUACCCCCGUCAGAGCCAUUGAACAUGGUGAGAUUCGAAGAUAGUACUGCGGCGCUCCGUCACCCGGCAGAAGACAGUCAGUCGAAGCCGAUGGUUGGUGCAGACAAUGGCGCGGCUUAUGUUCCCACAUCCAAUCCCUACGCUACAAAUAUGUACACUCGUCGAUCGCAGGAUGAGGACGGGAAUUGGUCCUCAUCUAGCGAGGACGUCCACGCAAAUGGCUAUGAGAUGCAGUCUGGGUAUGCUCGAGCACGCAACCCAGGACUGGGUGGAUCGAUUCCACAAUACGAGGUCGACACAACGUAUGACUCGCAACUACCACAGGCGGCCACAGCUCUCCAUGCACCCACACGAGUGAUGACUGCUCAGCUUGAUCGAGGGCGGGAUCUGACUGAGCUGCACUCGCGGGAAGUAUAA
Molecule: messenger RNA, 1305 nt
Organism: Aspergillus aculeatus ATCC 16872
Lineage: Eukaryota; Fungi; Ascomycota; Eurotiomycetes; Eurotiales; Aspergillaceae
Product: phosphatase PAP2 family protein
Exons: 5
Coding region: 1-1305 (434 amino acids)
Biological process (GO): phospholipid metabolic process
Molecular function (GO): phosphatidate phosphatase activity
Source: RefSeq, a predicted model, not a curated record